Molecule: messenger RNA, 6522 nt
Organism: Ceratosolen solmsi marchali
Lineage: Eukaryota; Metazoa; Arthropoda; Insecta; Hymenoptera; Agaonidae
Gene: Kdm5
Product: Lysine demethylase 5
Exons: 19
Coding region: 917-6019 (1700 amino acids)
Biological process (GO): chromatin remodeling; regulation of DNA-templated transcription
Cellular component (GO): nucleus; chromatin
Molecular function (GO): DNA binding; histone H3K4me/H3K4me2/H3K4me3 demethylase activity
Source: RefSeq, a predicted model, not a curated record
GUGGCGCUGCUGCGUGCCGAAAUAUAGGAAGUAGUCUUUCUCGUAUGCACACAAGUAAACACUCAAGCGCGCGCGCAUGGUGCUCUCUCCGUCUCUCUCGUUCCCUACCACUUCAGUGUCGCGUACGCGUGCGCGAGUGUGCAUUGGUGCAGCGGCAAUUCCGCUAGCGGCUGAGCCCGUGGUCCGUUGGUCCGGUUGGUCCGUCGUCCGUCUUCCGUCGUGUCGCAGUAGACAAGCAGUAGUCUCUUGAUUGUUUUUAGUAAUUGCCGUUUAAACAUUAUUGAUAUCGAGCCUAAAAUUUAAUGUGUCUCGUGCGCAUCCGUGUAGGAGAAAAAGUGAAUAAGAGGAGCUCGACUCUGGAAUACGUGCGUGCGAUAAAAAGUCAAGAGACGGGGCGACGAUUCGUGGCUCGGAAGAUGCCUGUGCUUGCACUUCCUCCUCGUACUUCAACUGCCCCAGACUUUCAACUUACGUUGUCCCAGAUGAUUGUCGACGAUUGAGACAGAGCAAGACUUUCCUAUUGCUUGCCGUCUGCCGGUCACAGGUCACAUUAGUAGCGGUAGCUGUGUGGCUGAGGAAAAAGUUCGUGACUGACUGUUUAGUGUUAAUGCCGGAUUCCAUUCCGGAACGGAUCGUGGAUCGUGGUCUUGUGGAUCGACGAGGACGCCGAGUAGCUGUCGAGUGUCAUCGAGUGCCGUCAGUGUCGAACGUCGUCUCGUACAGAAUUAAGGUUUCGGGAUUAUGACAGUUAAAAAGUUAUCAAGAGCUUGGAUGUCUAUAUAAUACCAGCUCCUACAAUAGUGUGCAAGUGUAGAUAUAGAAAGCUAAAAGACAAGCUGUGCAAGGAUUUGCCAUCCGCCGAUGCCGCGUUCUUGAGCGCUGGCCAAGGCUACGGAGUCGCUGCUCUCACAUCAAGAUGGUCUCGAAACUGCACGGGGGAAACAACAGAUAUCAGUGUUCGGGCCCGUUUAUCGACAGUCUCGGGGCGAGCAGGAGGGCCACGGAAAACUCGACGAUGGGACAGCGCGAGGACUUUGAAUUCCUAAUACCACCUGAAGCCCCGGUUUUCGAGCCGACGAGCGAAGAGUUUCUCGACCCCCUGGGCUACAUCGCGAAGAUCCGCCCGAUCGCUGAAAAGUCGGGCAUCUGUAAAAUCAAACCGCCACCAAACUGGCAACCACCAUUUGCUGUAGAUGUGGAUAAAUUUAAAUUUGUUCCAAGAAUACAAAGGUUAAAUGAGUUGGAAGCAAAAACUAGAAUAAAACUUAAUUUUUUGGAUCAAAUAGCAAAAUUUUGGGAACUUCAAGGAUCUUCUUUAAAAAUUCCAUUAGUCGAACGUAAAGCAUUGGAUCUAUAUUCAUUACAUAGAAUUGUUACUGAUGAAGGUGGAAUUGAAACUGUGACUAAAGACAGAAGAUGGGCAAAGAUAGCAAAUAAAUUGGGUUAUCCUUCUGGGCGCAGUGUUGGAAGUAUUCUUAAGAGUCAUUACGAAAGAAUUUUAUAUCCAUUUGAUGUUUUCAAACAAGGGAAAACUUUAGCCGAUAUAAAAAUUGAACCAGACAGUGAGGCAAAUGAAAAGAAAGAUAGAGAUUAUAAACCACAUGGAAUUAUAUCACGACAACAAAUUAAACCACCACAAGAGAAAUUUUCUCGGCGAUCCAAACGUUUUUCUGGGCAAGACGAGAAACAAAAUGGAUGUUCAUCAACUAUUAAACAAGAAGAUUGUAAGGAGGAAAAUGAUAUAGACUGCAAAAACAAUAUUAAAGGUAAAAAUUUCAUUGACUUGAAGGAUAACAUGAAAGGCAAAAAUCUGAUCGACUGUAAGGAUAAUAUUAAAGGUAAAGGUAUACAAGAUACAAAGGAUAAUAUUAAAACUCGAGGUGCAGCAGCAGAAAAAGAUAAAGAAAAUAGUAAAGAACUUAAGAAAUUACAAUUUUAUGGAGCUGGUCCGAAAAUGGCUGGUUUUAAUACCAAAGAAACAAACAAAAAAUCAAAUAAAACUAGGGGAGUUAAACUAGUCUAUGAGUUUGAUCCACUUGCUAAAUAUAUAUGUCAUAAUUGUGGGAAAGGAGAUAACGAAGAAAAUAUGUUACUGUGCGACGGAUGUGAUGAUAGUUAUCAUACAUUUUGUUUAUUGCCCCCAUUAACAGAAAUUCCGAAAGGAGAUUGGCGAUGCCCAAAAUGCGUUGCUGAAGAAGUAUCGAAACCAAUGGAAGCUUUUGGAUUUGAGCAAGCACAAAGAGAAUACACAUUACAACAGUUUGGAGAAAUGGCGGAUCAAUUUAAAAGCGACUACUUCAACAUGCCAGUACAUAUGGUGCCUACUGAACUUGUAGAAAAGGAGUUUUGGAGAAUAGUGUCAUCGAUAGAUGAAGAUGUUACUGUUGAAUAUGGAGCAGACUUACACACAAUGGAUCACGGAUCUGGUUUUCCAACAAAGACAAGUGUCAAUCUUUUUACCUGUGAUCAAGAAUAUGCAGAAUCUUCAUGGAAUUUAAAUAAUUUACCAGUAUUACGUGGAAGUGUUCUUGGUCAUAUCAAUGCAGAUAUUAGUGGAAUGAAAGUUCCUUGGAUGUACGUAGGAAUGUGUUUUGCGACAUUUUGUUGGCACAAUGAAGACCAUUGGAGUUAUUCUAUUAAUUAUUUACAUUGGGGUGAACCAAAAACAUGGUAUGGUGUACCCGGUUCUGAAGCUGAAAAAUUUGAACGGUCUAUGAAAUCUGCUGCACCAGAACUUUUUCAAAGUCAACCAGAUUUGCUUCAUCAAUUAGUAACCAUCAUGAAUCCUAAUAUUCUUACGAGUGAAGGUGUACCAGUAUUUAGAACAGAUCAACAUGCUGGUGAAUUUGUUGUAACUUUUCCUAGAGCCUAUCAUGCAGGCUUUAAUCAAGGUUACAAUUUUGCUGAAGCUGUAAACUUUGCUCCUGCAGACUGGUUACAAAUAGGAAGAGAAUGUAUUGCUCAUUACUCUAAUCUGAGACGUUUCUGUGUAUUUUCCCAUGAUGAAUUAGUUUGUAAAAUGUCGUUAGAGCCAGAUAGCUUAGAUAUUGGAAUAGCUACUGCAACUUAUCAUGACAUGCUGACAAUGGUCGAAGAUGAAAAGAAACUACGAAAAAAUUUAUUGGAAUGGGGUGUUACUGAAGCAGAGCGGGAGGCUUUUGAACUUUUACCUGACGACGAAAGGCAAUGCGAGGCAUGUAAAACUACGUGCUUUUUAAGUGCAGUGACUUGCUUGUGCCACAAAUCACAAUUGGUUUGUUUAAGGCAUUUUACAGACCUCUGUGAAUGUCCUCCCGAAAAACAUACUUUACGAUAUAGAUAUACUUUGGACGAACUUCCAAUUAUGUUGCAAAAAUUAAAAUUAAAAGCCGAGUCAUUUGACUCGUGGGCAAGUAAGGUUAAAGAAGCUAUGGAUCCAAAAGGAGAGAAAAUUGAAUUGAAUGAAUUAAAAGAAUUAUUAGAUGAAGCAGAAAUAAAAAAAUUUCCAGAAAGUGAAUUACUCACUGCUUUAACAACUGCUGUACAGGAUGCAGAAAAGUGUGCUAGUGUUGCAAGGCAGUUAUUGAGUAACAAACAAAGAACAAGGACAAGACAAUCUGUUGAUGCAAAAUUUAAACUUACAGUUGAAGAGCUUACCUUAUUUCAUCAAGAAAUUACAAAUCUUUGCUGUGAACUUAAAGAAGCCGAUGGUGUUAAGUACAUAUUAGAUCAAGUGAUUCAAUUUCAAAGAGAUGCAGAAGAAUUAGAAGUGCAGGAAAUUGAUUGCAAUAUUGAAAAAUUUGAAAAGUGUAUUGAAUAUGGUGAUUCAAUUUGUAUUGAAUUACCACAACUUUCAAAAUUAAAACAGAAAUUGCAACAAUUACGUUGGUUAGAGGAAGUCAAAUCCAUUCAAGAAGAAUCAAAAUCUGUCACAAGACAAAAUUUAGGAAAACUUAUAGAAGAAGGAAUGAAUAUUCCUCCGCAUUCAACUAUUGAAAAUGCUUUAGCUCAACUUCAAGCUUUAAUGAUUAGUAUCGAUAAUUGGGAAGAUAAAGCAAAAGUUUAUGUUCAAGCUUCUAAAAAUAGACAAACGAUCUCAUCUGUCGAAGAACUUAUUACGGAAGCGGAUAGCAUUGAUGCAUAUUUACCAGGAUUAAGUAAUCUUAAGGACGUUUUAAAUAGAGCUAAAAACUGGACCAAAAUUGUUGAAGAAGUACAAGCUAGAGAAAAUUUUCCAUAUUAUGAUACUUUAGAUGAGUUAGUACGUAAAGGUAGAACUAUUCCACUCCAUCUCGCAACGUUACCUGUACUCGAAUCAACUUUAGCUCAAGCAAAAAUAUGGAAAGAAAGAACAGCUAGAACAUUCCUUAGAAAAAAUUCCCAUUAUACAUUAAUGGAAGCACUUUCACCUAGAAUUGGGGUUGGGUUACAUGCAAUGAAAACUCGUAAAAACAAUAAAGGAGAAGAUUCUAUUGGAGCUGUAUACGUUUGUGAUACGAAAUUGGAUGAUUCUAAUGAUUCAGCUACUGUUGUAGCUGCUUUUAAAUUAGCAGAGCAACGUGAAAUGGAAGCCAUGAAGAAUUUAAGAGAAAGAAAUAUUGGUAAAAUGGAAAUGGAUGAUUCAAGGUUUUGCGUUUGUCGAAGAUCGAAAUUUGGUCAAAUGUUACGUUGUGAACUUUGUAAAGAUUGGUUUCACACUAAUUGUGUUCCUGUACCAAGAACUCCAUAUAAAGGCAAGCAACGAAGUUCAAGAGUGACUAAAUUCUUAUGUCCAUGUUGCUUACGUUCUCGUAGGCCACGUUUAGAAACUAUAUUAUCACUCUUAGUAAGUCUUCAAAAAAUUCCCGUGCGUUUACCAGAAGGUGAAGCUUUACAAUGUUUAACAGAACGUGCAAUGAAUUGGCAGGAUCGAGCGAGACAAGCUCUGUCUGCUGAAGAAGUGUCUUCAGUAUUAGCAAAACUUAGCAUUUUAUCUCAAAAAUUGACAGAAGCUGCUGCUAGAGAAAAAACUGAAAAAAUCAUAAGUACUGAAUUAAAAAAAGCAGCGAAUAAUCCGGAACUUCAUCAAAGGGUACAAGUUAUUGCUUCUAUGAGUGGUGUACAUUCUGAUGAUAGUGUAAUAAGUAUUCCUGAUGAUGAUGAUAGAAUUGAUGAAGAAGAUGAAGAUGAAGAUAGCGAUGAUGACAUAUUAACUAUUGAUGAAGAUGAACCAAGUAGUAGUGCAUUCAAUAGUAAUGAACACGCAUAUUCGUCAGCAUCAAAAUUUCCUUCAAAAUCGUCAUCCGGAGAGGAUAAAGAUAAAAUAGUAACAUUGUCUAGCAAUACCACUACACACUUAGAAGAAUUGAUGAUGGAAGGUGAUCUUUUAGAAGUUGCUUUAGAUGAAACUGAACACAUUUGGAGAAUUCUUAGUCAGACUUGUACUCCUUCGAAAAGCAUACGUAAAUAUGCACCACUUGACCAAUCGUUACCUGUUACUGAAUCUAAAGAUCUUAAAAAACAGCCUCAACAGAGAGGUCGAAAACGAAAAUCUGAUGAAUUUGAAAUCCUGAAAAAGUUUGGACGUCAAAGAAUAGAUGACAAACCUAUAGUGAAGCGCAAAGGAUUAAAUAAAGAAACAAAAUCGACAACGACGGUUGGUUCAAUGAAACGCGGACCACGAAAGAUGAAACGAAAGGAUAGCGAUGAAGGACCUAAAAGAAGAACUGGAAAUAGGAAAAAGACUAAACAAGACACAUCUGAUGAAGAGGAAGAUUGUGCUGCUGUUAACUGUUUAAGACCUAAUGGACGAGAAGUUGACUGGGUACAAUGUGAUGGGGGAUGUAAUGGCUGGUUUCAUAUGCAUUGCGUUGGCUUGGAUCGUACAGAGCUUGCUGAAGAAGAUGAUUAUAUUUGCCGCAAUUGCAGUGAAGCAGAUAUAAACUCAUCGAGUCAACAGGACUACCAUUCAUCGCAAUCGUCGCAUAGUGAGGUCACUGACACUGAAGAUGAAUUAGAAGAGGACCUACAAGAGACGGUCAGCGUUAUUAGGAUCUAUUAAUUGGCUGCAUCGGCCUAAGAAGGAGACGAUAAAAUGACGUGUCGAACAACUGCUGCAAAUAUCUUUAUAUACGAUAAUAUACCUGAGAUGUGUGUACACAUUAAUAUACAAAAAUGUAAUUAUUUAAAUUUAUAUACGAGAAAAAGUAUAUUGAGUAAAUUAUAAGAUGUUGCUGGUUGAUAUAUGCGAGUUUCGUUAAGAAACUGUUUUUUUAAUUUAAGAAAAUGAAAACAAUGUUAACGCGAAUUGAUAAUGAGCGUCGUAAGUCAUGACAGAAAUUAGCAACGUUACAGUAAUGUUUUAAAUACAAAGGACAUAGAUAGUAUGAUACGUUUAAAGAUCAAGUUUCUUAGUAGAUCAUUUCAGAAGGAUCAUUUUAAGAUCUUAAAAAUACGAUGUAUCAUAAAUUUCAUUUUCAAUGGAUUUCAAAAUUAAACUUUACAUGUAUCAUUUUUGAAAUCAUUGAGAAUGGAAUUUAUUGUACGUUUACACUGCAACAUAUU